AUGCCAUCCCGACGGAGCUACAAGGCCAGCUCUCGGCAUGGCUGCUUAGAGUGCAGAGGCCGGCGAAUCAAGUGUGGAAAAGAACAACCCCAGUGCGCCUCUUGUCACAAUCGAAAUCUUAUAUGCGAAUAUCUACCACCUGCCGCCGCCACCUUGGCCUGGCAAAAAAUCAAGUCUCGGUCAUCAACACCUGUCCCCACUCCGGCCAAAGUCUCACCGUCUGUUGUCGAUCCAGCGUUCAUGGCUCAACAUCAAAGUCUUACGGAACCCACUGUGGCUCGCCUCCCUUCCAGGGAUCUCAAUAUCGAGGACCUUGAACUGAUGAUGCAGUGGUGUACGACGACGUAUCGCUCUGUCUCCCGCAACAGUACCGUCGAAUCUGUGUGGCAGGCCGUUGUUCCUCGAGAAGCUAUGCGCCAUCCGUUUCUUAUGCAUGGAAUCCUGGCGCUUUCUGCACUGCAUUUAGCGGCCAACAGCGAUGAUGCCGCAAAAGAGCAGUACGUUAGGACCUCGAAGAUGCAUCAGAAUCAGGCUGUGAUUGGCCUGGCUAAAUUGGCCAGGAAGCUGAAGCCAUACCAUUCUGACGCGGCAUUCACACUGUCCAACAUCAUGAUGAUUUUUUCAUUUGCCCUUCCGGAGAUUGUUGGCCAGACGCCGGGCAAAAGCGCCUUGGAUGAACUGUACCAGGUGUUUAUAUCAACAAGGGAGUCAGAAGACGUAAUCGCCAACAUCAUCAGUUGGGUAGGAAACGGGGAACUCAAGCCGUUGCUGCAAUGUGACAAGGCCACGCCCAAGAUGCCCGACACCUCUCGGUUAGCGAUAAUGUCUCUUACUCAAUUGAACGCGAAUUUGGCGCACCAGAAUCCUGACCACGACAAGGAUCUCUACGACACAACAAUCAAGCAUUUGGGAUCCGCCUUGGACAAGGUAGCAAGAGGCGGAGAAACAAUGAUCGUUGCCUUUCACUGGAUUUUCCAGGUGCCGCAAAAAUACAUGGAACUAUAUCGACAACGCGAACCAUUUGCAUUGGUGAUCCUCGCUCAUUACGCCGUGAUCAUCCACUUUCUAAGGCGGCAAUGGUGGAUGGGCGAAUGGGGCCUCAGGCUGAUUCGAGACAUUGGCCAGCACUUGGAUUCCAACUGGAGGAAGUCAAUCACCUGGGUUCUAGACGCAACGGGCUAUUAUCUUCCUCCGGUGUGA
Molecule: messenger RNA, 1200 nt
Organism: Aspergillus calidoustus
Lineage: Eukaryota; Fungi; Ascomycota; Eurotiomycetes; Eurotiales; Aspergillaceae
Source: the annotation of a GenBank genome assembly